AUGGCGCUUUCAUCUACAUUCGAAGAGAGACUUUAUCAAAUGCAGGAAACCAGAAACCAACGCCUCUCUCUUUUGCAAGCCGAGAAAGAGCUCCAACAAAAUAAAUCUCAAGCUAUGGCUUCGAAGCUUUCUGGUAUCUGAUACAUUGAAUAGAGGUGCUUCAAGCUCAAUCACAAAAUUGCCUCACAACAAUUCAUUAUUUCUUUCCUCAAAUCACAACUCGAUCGCCUUGAUUCAUGAACACAUACACAAACACUCCAUAUUUUUUAGGUUUAUUCUUCAAACAGAAACUCAAGAAGACAUACACAAAAUCUGAUAUGACGAAGGGUUAUCUGAUGAACACAUUAAAGAAGACGAAAUCAGAUCGAGUUAUGGGUCUCCGAUCUCCUCCUCGGAUGACGAGCUCCUCCUCCUCCAGUAAUUGGACUUUUUGGCAGUCCACCCUUGAGCUUAUAUUUGAGUCAGCCCAUUUCCAGAGACUAGAAAUUUCAAUUAAUCACUUCACUACUUCACUGAUGUUGCAUCUCAGGCAACUUCCAUUCUCAAUUUCUAUCAAUUGAACCUUACUUUUGUCAGAUAAACUCACCUCGAAGUUUAAUUUCAACAUUACCAAUCGUAACCCUAAAGUUUAAUUUCACCAUUACCCUAAAGUGUUAGUGACGAAUUGAUUAUGGCUUUCAUGAUGGGGUUUGAAGGUAAUUGGGAUGGGUUUCAGUUUUAGGUAUGAUAAGUUGAAGAACAUAACCGAGCAUUAACGCCAAUGUGCUUUCCAAAUCUGUUAAAGGUGUGUUUCUUGGAGGCUUAAAGGAUUAAACUCAUAUUUUCAUGGAGGCUUAAAGGAUUUAGAAAAAAAAUUAGGGGAAAUUGGGUUAAUGGCGUCCAAGAGAGAGAGAGAGAGAGAGAGAGAGAGAGAGAGAGAAAGAGAGAGAGAGAGAGAGAGAGAGAGACCUUAAUUGUAAUAGAAGUCUCGAGGCGGUAGUCGGAUAGUCGACCGAGGUUAAGGGCUAAUCGGUCUAAGCGGGGAUUAAUCGACACCUAGGCGGAGACCUUAAUUGUAAUAAAAUUUGUUUUUUAAAAAUAAAAUAUUACUUAUAUUCUC
This is a messenger RNA of Lactuca sativa (garden lettuce), 1099 nucleotides long. RefSeq lists its product as uncharacterized. The record is from RefSeq and is a predicted model, not a curated record. NCBI's taxonomy places the organism in Eukaryota, Viridiplantae, Streptophyta, Magnoliopsida, Asterales, Asteraceae.